This is a messenger RNA of Coccomyxa subellipsoidea C-169, 1991 nucleotides long. RefSeq lists its product as hypothetical. The coding region runs from base 129 to 1619 and encodes 496 amino acids. Gene Ontology annotation, biological process: transport. The record is from RefSeq and is a predicted model, not a curated record. Lineage: Eukaryota; Viridiplantae; Chlorophyta; Trebouxiophyceae; Coccomyxaceae. The transcript is spliced from 10 exons. Gene Ontology annotation, cellular component: Golgi apparatus; membrane.
GCAAUCGCGUCUGGACUCUUUUGAUCCGGUGCAUCAAAAGGUUGACGGCGUCCUCAUGUCAGAAACUUGGGGCAUGCAGUGACUGAAGGAAAAAAAGAAGAGAGCAAAACAGAAGGGGCAGUGGGACGAUGGUCCUCAGAACUCAGCUAGCCCUGCUGGGUUUGGCGUGUUUGGCCAGCACAGCGCUAGCAGCUAUCCAUCCGUACAACAAGGAGUACUUUUACGCUGUGGGGGACGCCUUCAUCUUCAGGGGAGGCAGGGAAGGCCUGUACUCAUCGACCAAGGAGGCACUGGAAAAGUGGGGAAACUGGGGGCAGAUCGCGCCGGGGGUGUCCAACGGCCAGUCGGAAAUCAAGUUCACAAAGCUAGAAUUCGCGAGGCCAGAGCCAGUGGCGGCACAGUUCGAUCCUGACGAGGGGUUCACAGGGUUGAUCCAAGCGGUCAUCUUUGAGGUGAAUGACCGGGAUCUCAUCGGCUACCCCACACCCACGGGAUACCGCUACUGCUGCACCAAGGAGCUCGUCCCAAAGACCAAGUGCUUCCAGGACCGCCUUAUUUACCAGGAGAAGGAGAACGGCUGGCCCAAGGUGCUGGACAUUUACUUUGAGAACAACGACACCGUGGCGUUCUCCUGGGAGGAAGCCAUCACGAUCGAGGAGACGGGCAUGUACUACCUCUGGUUUGUCAUCUGUGACGAUGAGCUGUCAGCCGCCACCGUGCGCGGCCAGACCACCUGGAAAAACCCCACGGGUUACCUCCCCGGCAUGAUGCUCCCGCACAUAAAGUUUUUCGGCGGCAUGUCGCUCCUGUACAUAGCGCUCGGAGUUGCCUGGGCCGGCCUCUAUGCGCGCUACUGGACCGAGGUCUUCACCCUGCAGCAUUGCAUCUCCGCCGUCCUCGCCCUGGGCAUGAUGGAGAUGUCAACAUGGUACUUUGACUACGUGAACUUCAAUUCGACGGGCUACAGGCCAUACGUGACCACACUGUAUGCGGUGCUGCUGGGCUGCCUGCGCAAGACCAUCUCCCGGACGCUUGUGCUCAUCGUCUCAAUGGGCUUUGGCGUUGUUCUGCCCUACCUUGGCGCAAUUCAGAAGAAGAUCAUCGCGCUGGCGGCGUCCUACUUUGUCGCCGUGACAGCCCUCGACGUGGUGACCAACGUGGGAACCAUCGAUGACCUCACGUCCACCGCGCGCAUCGUGCUUGUGCUGCCAGUGGCGAUCUUGGACGCGGUGUUCAUCCUGUGGGUAUUCACUUCGCUCUCCAAGACGCUCGCGCAGCUGCAGGCUCGCCGCGCCGGCUCCAAGCUCGAGCUCUACAGGCGGUUCACAAACUCUCUGGCGCUGAUGGUGUGGGUGAGUGUGGCCUGGAUAGCCUACGAGAUGUGGUUCAAGGUGACGGACCAGUACAACGAGAAGUGGCAGUGGGACUGGAUCACGAGCGAUUUCUGGUACGCGCUGAAUUUCGUGUUCCUGGUCGUCAUCUGCUUCCUCUUCCGCCCCUCCUUCAACUCCACGCGCUACGCCUACUCCGAGCUCGAGGGAGAGGAGGAAUACGAACAGAUCGAGAAGGGGCGCGUGAAGGCCGAGGUGGACGGCGAAGAGGCGGGGAAGCUCGAGUAGUCACCCGCUUUUUCAUCAUGACACUGCUGAGUCAGUGUGACUCGGCAUUGCCAUGAGACGCGCAAAGACAGGCCGUGGAGCUCUCAGCAGCUGUCACCCCACAGCAGGAACUUGGCCGACACAGCGCAUGUUCUGCGCAGGCCCACAAAGUACUAAUAAAGUACAAGGGAGUGGGGAUUCUUCUUGCAGCAUUCUCUCGGCUUGGGCAGCCUAUCCCAGAAGAGAUCACAGUGGUGUUAUGCCGCACAACACAGAGAGUGUCUGCUCAAGUCUGACCGUACAAGGAAAGUGCAUUUCUAGCAGCAGCAGGCCGGCAGGAGCUCUGACUGACGGUAGUCGAUAAUAUCACACUUCUGGGGUUCACUGGGAUGC